Messenger RNA from Rhododendron vialii, 1923 nucleotides. RefSeq names its product E3 ubiquitin-protein ligase RFI2. The coding region runs from base 373 to 1644 and encodes 423 amino acids. NCBI's taxonomy places the organism in Eukaryota, Viridiplantae, Streptophyta, Magnoliopsida, Ericales, Ericaceae. Gene Ontology annotation, molecular function: ubiquitin-protein transferase activity. The record is from RefSeq and is a predicted model, not a curated record. The transcript is spliced from 6 exons.
AAUUUCCUCCAAAUAUCAAAACAAACCCGUCAAUCCCAACCCUCCAUCAAUAGACCAGACCCUAGUCAGAGAGAGAGAAGCGUUAUUACAACAAUCUAUCCCACGACCGUAAAUCAGGCGGUGAGGAGAGAGAAACAAAGUGGGUAGAGAGAGAGAGAGAGAGAGAGAGAGAGAGAGAGACGUUCAGUUUCUCCGCACAACAAUACCCACAUCGUGGAACGAUCCCUUCCUUCUGGUCUCACAUCUAUUCCACAGAUAUUCAGAACGAUCGAAAGCUUCAUCGGACGAAUCCUAAAUAUUCAUACCCAUAAGAUUGUGACGACGUAUUUUGCAUUUAUUUCCAUGUGUAGAGUGAGUUAGGGUUUUCUGGAAAUGGGUUUGGAAGAUUCAGAUCUUCUAGACGAGGGAGGGAAAGCCUCGGCGGUGUCGUGCUCGAUCUGUCUGGAGGCUGUGACCGAUAACGGGGCUAGAUCCUGGGCAAAGCUUCAAUGCGGACACGAAUUUCAUCUCGACUGCAUUGGUUCAGCAUUCAAUUCAAAAGGAGCUAUGCAAUGCCCCAACUGUCGGAAAGUUGAGAAAGGUCAAUGGCUAUAUGCAGGUGGUUACCGUCCAUUGCCUGAGUUUAGCAUGGAUGACUGGGCCCAUGAUGAGGAUCUUUAUGAUCUAAGCUACUCUGAGAUGUCUUUUGGGGUGCACUGGUGUCCAUUCAGUGGAUUAACGCGGCUUCAUUCAUCCUUCGAUGAAGGAGAAUUUUCAUCAAAUGCAUAUCAUGAUCUUCUUGGACAGCAUGCGAUCUUUGCUGAGCAUGCUGGUGUAUCGUCGACCACUCAUCAUUGCCCAUAUGUUGCUUACCUUGGACCAAUUCACCCCUCGUCAUCAAAUUCCAGUGGGAAUGUUGCAGAUGGGUCUAGUUUCAAUAGUCAAUGGAAUGGGCCAUCAGUUCCUAGUGAGAUGCCGCCUUCUUAUGGAUUUCCUUCCAUGGACGUCAAUUACCACAGUUGGGAUCACCAUUCCUCCCCCUUCCCUCCAUUGAGCAGUCGUGUUGGUGGUGCUGAUCAGCCUUCAGUUCCAUCUGUGACCCACAGGCCAGCUAGGCCAAAUUCUGAAGUGCAAAGAUCAGGGUCUUUUAUUCAUCCAUUCCUUGUGGGCCACAGUUCUGCCGCUAGAGUUGGAAGCUCUAUAUCAUCUUCAAUGAUUCCUCCAUACCCUGGUAGUGCUGCUCGGGCCCGUGACAGAGUCCAGGCUCUCCAGGCAUAUUUUCAGCAACCCACCAAUUCACCAGCUGUACGCAACGCACCCUUGAUUUCUGGCACAAGGAGAUCAUCAAGCUCUCAUCGUGGCAUGGCCCAAGUAUCCCCAGUACCCCCAGUAGCCUCAUCUUCUGAUUCAACCAAUGGCUUCUACUUCUUCCCAUCAGCUUCAUCCGGUCGAAACUUCCAGGAGUCAGAAAACCCGCCUUCAAAUCGCUUCCAUGCAUGGGAAAGAGACCAUUCGACUUCAUUUUCAUCUAACCAAGCCGAUAGAGAUCCAGUGUGGGGCCCGUUUCAUCAAGCUGGUGGUGGUUCUGAUACAGGGGCUACCAGACCCACUGGCUUUCGCCAGAGGUACGGAUCUGAGAGGAUGCCAUCGCAAAAUCGGUCAUAGAAUCGUUAUUUAUUCAUCUUUUCGUGGAGAAAAACUUUGAAUGCUAUGACUGGAACCAGAAAUUAUGUAUGUUUGGGACGUACAAUGUGUAAUGCUCGUUGCGCUCGUCUUUCAGAGACUUGAUUGACGAGAAUAUUAUAUUAUGUGGCGUGGCCCUGAAAUCGGGUUUUUUCAAGGUGGCCACAAGCCGCUUGUGUGCUGGACUGGACUGGACUGGCUUUCCUCUUGCUUCUUUGCCCUGGGAAUAUAAAAUAAGAUUUGCUUGUUUUAUUUUUGUAA